AUGUCAGGUUCGCUAUGGAAACAACUGCUUACGCGCGGUAGCUCCUGGAUAGAACCUUCAGCGUCUCCCGAGGCGUGGGAAACGACAGCUGAACUUCGCAGGAAGCUUCUGUACACACACCUAAACGCUUUGCCAGCUCGUUGGCAGGCCGCACAGAACGAGUUCAGGGCGCUGCUGGACAAGAUGCGCGCGAAGCAGGUCACCGUCGAAGAGGCCGGGUGGUUCGGCGUGCGCUGUGUUGAGCUGUAUGCAUUCUAUUGUUUGGGGGUCGUGAUCGGGGCGCGCUCCCUCCAGCCGUGA
Cyanidioschyzon merolae strain 10D is the source of this 300-nucleotide messenger RNA. RefSeq lists its product as hypothetical. The transcript has a single exon. Lineage: Eukaryota; Rhodophyta; Bangiophyceae; Cyanidiales; Cyanidiaceae. Gene Ontology annotation, biological process: proton motive force-driven ATP synthesis. Bases 1 to 300 code for a protein of 99 amino acids. Gene Ontology annotation, molecular function: proton transmembrane transporter activity. The record is from RefSeq and is a predicted model, not a curated record.